Messenger RNA from Canariomyces notabilis, 4113 nucleotides. Its product is annotated as MAP kinase. The record is from RefSeq and is a predicted model, not a curated record. Lineage: Eukaryota; Fungi; Ascomycota; Sordariomycetes; Sordariales; Chaetomiaceae. Gene Ontology annotation, biological process: protein phosphorylation; p38MAPK cascade. The transcript is spliced from 2 exons. Gene Ontology annotation, cellular component: cytoplasm. Gene Ontology annotation, molecular function: MAP kinase kinase kinase activity; ATP binding. Bases 1 to 4113 code for a protein of 1370 amino acids.
AUGGCGAGCGAACCUUCUCCCCGCACCGUCCGCUUCUCAGCCCUCGACGACGACCAGCACGUCCGCCCCGACAAGCACAAAACUGGUACUCGCCAAGUCCUGUUACCUCCGGACCCCGAGAAUUCCGAUUUUUCGGGCGAUCUGCAUUUGAGCCCGCGCGGUCUGGACCCUCAGGACGAACUUGGAUCGCUGCCGCGCUACGUCGACUCCACGGCAAGCCAUCCCGGCGUCGUGCAGGUGCAGGGGCAUCCUCCCGGAGGUUUGGCUAACGGCACUGGUAGCCGCCAGCGCCCCGACUCCCUCACAUUUCCGAGCAACGGGACCACCCCCAGACCCCAGCGCCCCACCGGACCUGCCAGAACGCCCUCCAACACCUAUCAACCCUACACCCAGCGGAGACCAACACAACCCCCUGGGCCGCCCUCGGCCUUCAUCAACGCUAGUAGUGGUGGCGGCGGCCCUCAUGCCCGCGACGGUUCGAGACCCCGCCAGGUUGGAGCCUCGACAUUCCGAGCGCAGGAACGGGAAUACGUGCGGAGACUGCGCCAGCAUGACUACAACGAUGACUCGUUCGAGCCGUACGGCUCCGGAGAGCACUACGAGUCGGACUCGGAAGGCGAGACUCCGUCGUCAGAAAGCCACUUCGAUAACUACGACGAUGCUCACAUCAUGUUCGUCAAUAGCGAAGAGAGCCAGAUUACAGAAGAGGAUCUGAAAGACCCUCAGAGUCGCGAAAGACUGGAAUGGCACGGCAUGCUCGAAGCCGUGCUGACGGGCGAUGUUGUGAGGCAGGAGAAGAAGCGACUCAUUGGCUCGGCCGACGAGGAGUUUGGCAAGAGCGCCCACAAGGCAGAACUGUGGCUUGGAAUCCGCUCAAAAGUAUGCGGCAGGCACUUGCCCGUGCAGCGGAGGAUGAUUGAGGAGUUGCGCCAAGGGCUGGACCGUGCCGUAGACGAGAUCAUCAACUUCUCCAUCGCCGGCGAGAGCGAGGCGGGAAAGCCCCCAAUCGACCAGGUGCGCGAUGCUAUUGUCAAGAUUGAGAAAAUCGAAAGCCUCUACCCUUCGAGGACAGCCCUUAUCGCGGCGCUCAAGACCAGCACAUACGAGGCCUACGAGGAGGCGUGCGACGCCGUGAUAUCCUGGUACAACGUCAACGAGAUGAUUAGUACCGAGCUGAGCAUCCUCAAGAAGUGGGUGGGCAACGACGCCUUGGACUUUCAGCGGCCCAAGGACAAGUCGCCCAACGGGAAUGGCUUGAGCGAUGACACGUCUUUCUUGGAUCGGUUGAUGAAGGAAGAGGGGCUCAAGACGCUGCACGACGAGAAUGCCGGCGACGGGAAAGACGGCAAGAGGGGCAUCCUGGACAGCAUCUCGAUGGUUGUCAACAAGGCCAAGGGGACGCUUAUUGAGAACGCCGAAGGGUUCCAGAAGCGCCACUUGCCACCAUACAUCGAAGAACUGCUCACGCUCAUCAGCUUCCCAUCGCGCCUCAUCGAGGAAAUCAUCAAGUUGCGACUCGCAUAUGCCAAAAAGAUGAAGGAAUCAGCACAGCAGAACCCAAUGAUGCAGGAGCAGAUGAUCUCCCAGUUCCAAACGCUGCUAAAACUGGCAACCAAGAUCAAGUCUGAGUAUAACGCCAUCGCUCAGAAGGAGCAUGGCUGGGACUUGCCCCCCUGUAUCGACGAGGACUUUGACCGUGUUACUCUGGAUGCCCUCAAGUAUUAUUUCAAGAUGCUCAAUUGGAAGCUGAGCGGCAACAAAAACACUUUCAAGGAAGCCGAAGUACUGUUUUCAGAGUGGGAGUUCGGUAAUGAGAUCGGCAAGCAGCUCGAGCAUGGCGACGUCGAAGUCGCUGAACAGUUCAGCUCCCUCACCUACAAGGCAUUCAACCGGCUCAAUCAAACAUUCGAGAAGGAACUCCAGCGUCGACCCAAGGAGAGCGUGCCCGAGAUGACCAAGAGAUACAAGCAGAUCCUCGAUUCCGUCCGCGUACGGCAGCGGAUGCUGCAGCGAUUUUCGAGGAUGCUCAGCGACAACUAUGAAAAUGCCUGCGACUUCUCCGUCGCCUUGGGUCCCGACAAGCUACAGGAACUCUUCGACCGCCUCGUCGAGUCGGGCCACUUCCAGGUCUACACCGGCAAGGCGGAGCACGAGGGCGUCAUUAUCAUUGCCUCGCCGUCUCUGCACGGCCGCGCCCACGAGAUACAACUCUUGAUGAAAACCUUUUCUUACGAAACCAAUACCGAUGAUCCCUCGGAUCCUUACAUCUUAAUCAUUAGGGCUGAAGACCCGCCAGCCUGGUUCGGAGCAAAGCUCCAUCUGCCGCUGCGAGACGAGCCGCUCGACAUCAAGCUGGGACACAUGAGACUGAUCGCGGGCGGCUCCCAGGUGCGGCUGGUCAACGCGAGGAAAGCGUUUCUGGACAGCAUUGACAUGCACAUUGACCUGGUGGUGGAGCAGAGGUCGAGUUUGCAAAAGGUCAAUGUCCGGCUCAUGGAGAUCCGAAAGGUCGCCUUCAAGCUGUCCAACGCCUUCAUGGACAGCGUCGAGACGAUUCGGCGCCAGACUCGGGGCCUCGCUUGCCACGAGCUGAUCCAAACUUGCUUCAUCUUCGCCACCGAGUUCGGGCAGCGCUCCCUGCUUUACAUGGACAACAACAGGAGGACCAUGAACAACAUGAAGCUCACCAAGCUUGCUCUUGACUGGGUGAGCUUCGUCUGCGACGAUUGCGUUUCCUCCGACCGCAAGACAUUCCGCUGGACCGUCCAAGCUCUUGAAUUCGCCAUGGUGAUGACGGGAGGCAAGCACAUCUUGGCGCUUGGCGACGACGAGUACGCCAAGUUGCGGGCCAAGGUUUCCGGAUGCAUGGCGCUCUUGAUCUCACAUUUUGACAUCAUGGGUGCCAGGUCAAGCGUUGCCGCCCAGGCUGAGCGGCAGCGGAUGGAGGCGCUCAUGAGCCAACUGAAGCGCCUUAACAAGGGACAAAUCAUGGAUGACGAGACAGCGGCAAAAUUUGUCGAGGAGCACCGUCUCGCCGAGCUGGCAAAGGUGGACGACUACAGAAAGCAGAUACUUGUGGAGCGCUCUGCUAUGGGCCGAGUGUUAGAAGCCUCGAAUGAGGUCGACCGCUCCCUCGCUUGGCUCUCGUCGACAGCCACCAACUUCACCAUGAGGUGGCAGCAAGGCCAUUUUGUCGGGGGCGGCACGUUUGGCAAUGUCUACGCAGCCAUGAAUCUCGACACGGGCCAGCUGAUGGCCGUAAAGGAGAUUCGUCUCCAGGAUCCGAAGCUGAUCCCCAACAUUGCCGGUCAGAUUCGGGACGAGAUGCGCGUCUUGGAGGCGGUGGAUCAUCCGAAUGUGGUGUCCUAUUACGGCAUUGAGGUGCAUCGAGAUCGCGUCUACAUGUUCAUGGAGUUCUGUUCGGGUGGCUCGCUUGCCAACCUGCUAGAGCACGGCCGCAUUGAGGAUGAGCAGGUCAUCAUGGUCUACGCGCUGCAGCUGCUCGAAGGUCUGGCGUACCUGCACGAUCUGAAGAUUGCCCAUCGCGACAUCAAACCAGAGAAUAUUCUUCUCGACCACAACGGAAUCAUCAAAUACGUCGACUUUGGCGCCGCGAAGCUCAUCGCCCGGCAAGGACGGACGCUCGUGCAGGACAUGGCGAGCACCAAACCCAACAAAUCAAUGACAGGCACGCCCAUGUACAUGUCGCCCGAGGUCAUUAAAGGUGAGAACCCGGGCCAUUUCGGGGCGGUCGACAUCUGGUCGCUGGGCUGCGUCAUCCUCGAGAUGGCGACGGGGCGGCGGCCCUGGGCCAACCUGGACAACGAGUGGGCCAUCAUGUACAACAUUGCACAGGGCAACCCGCCGCAGCUGCCGACGCCGGACCAGCUCAGUCCCCAGGGCAUCGACUUCCUCAAGCGCUGCUUCGUGCGCGACUCCAAGAAGCGCGACACGGCCGUCGAGCUGCUCCAGCACGAGUGGAUCAUGACCAUCCGGAAUCGCGUCGUCGAGCCGGCCACGCCCAACAGCGACACGAGCGGGUCGGCCCAAAACACCCCCGGCACGGGCACCUCCUCGAUGAGAACCACGAUGAGCGGGGACGGGUUUUAUUAG